Messenger RNA from Marmota monax (woodchuck), 6555 nucleotides. RefSeq names its product neuronal acetylcholine receptor subunit alpha-2-like. Gene Ontology annotation, molecular function: extracellular ligand-gated monoatomic ion channel activity; transmembrane signaling receptor activity; neurotransmitter receptor activity. Lineage: Eukaryota; Metazoa; Chordata; Mammalia; Rodentia; Sciuridae. The transcript has 2 exons. Bases 3613 to 5010 code for a protein of 465 amino acids. Gene Ontology annotation, biological process: nervous system process; signal transduction; regulation of membrane potential. The record is from RefSeq and is a predicted model, not a curated record. Gene Ontology annotation, cellular component: synapse; membrane; neuron projection.
CUGCUACUUGGGUUAUCUGGUUGCAAGUGGCCUCUCCAGAGGACUUUGCUUGCAUGGCCAGGCUCUGAGUCCACUCCCUGGACAUGUCACCAGAGAGCCAGAGAUGCCUUUCUUAGAAAUGGACAUUUCAUAGUCCUUGCUGCUUGAGGACAGGCUGCAUUGUCACCAAAACCCCAGGGAGGUCUCAUUCUGCUCAUUUUACAGCUGAGGAAAAGAGAAGCAGGGUGUGGAUGGGCCAGUAAUGAGAGCACCCAAGUGCCUGGCUCAGCUCCUUCUACCAAAGAAUGCUGAGUGUCCCUGUUUGCGUUGCCUGAAAAACCUGAAGCUCACCAACCAGAGCCACUUGGAUGCUUCCUAUCUCAGUUUCAUGGUCAGGAGUGUGAGUGUUUCCUCUGCUUUGCAUGGGGACUACGUGGGAGCAUCUGGCUGCUGGCUGUCCUGUUCUGAAGGGUUAAGGACAAACUUUACUCAUAGCAGGGGUGUUUGGAAAGUUCUGAAAGGGUGGGCCUGGCUGGCCUCCUGGCCCUGCCCAGGACCUCUCAGGGUCUUUCCCUGCGGUGUCUCCAGGAGGGAAGUCAGAUUCCCACCUGUGGCUCAGGGCUCCCAGAAGGAGGGUCCCCAGAGAGAAGCAGAACCUGCUGGUCUCUGAUGGCCUGAAUGGGCUCAGCAUCCAUCUUGCCAUAUUCUGUAGGUCAGGGCAGUACAGGAGUCCAGCUAGAUUCAGGGAGGGACCAUAGACCCCACCUCUCAGUGGAAGGACAGCCAAAGAGCAUGUGGCCCUCCUGGAUAGGCCACUCCUAGGGCAGACUCAUUAAAGCACAGGUCUCAUGAGAACCCCAGUGGGUUCCCUCCCUUCCUACCCCUCCUGCUCUGUUCUUCUGCUCUGAAGGCCUCUGACAUGGAGGUGGCAGUAGAAUGUGAGAAAGAGGAGCUGGUGCCCUGCCCUACUAGCACCUGACUGUCCCUGGGCAGAGGUAAACAUGCAGAGAGCCACACCCACCAGAAUGUUGAUUGGCAUCUCUGUUUGAGUCCUUUGAAUGGGUGCCUGAUCCUCCAGUGCCCUUUCUGUAAUUCCUGUCCCCCAGGGGGCCCCAGAUGGUGUUGGGGUGUGGUGUUUCAGCUACUUAGUUUAAAUUAGACCUUGGUCCAGAGGCUCUGAGUGGAUACUGUUCAUCCCAGAGCUGUUGGAGCGUCAGGAGGCUCAUCUUUACAGAUAUGCCAACUGGGGACCAGAGCAAGGAAGGUAUUGUGUGUGUAGUUGGGGUAGGCCUAGAACCUAGGUCACUGCAACUGUCCCCAUGGUCUGGUCACCUGGGCCAGGGGCUGGGCAGGAGGUGAGGACAUACACUGCUGUGGGACCUAGGCCAUCAAUCCUUCACCACCUCUGACUAGCCUGAGAUGCUGAGCAUGUUAUUCAGCUUCUCUGAGCCUCAUUUUCCUCAUCUGUAAAAUGAAUGUGAUUCAACCUACUACCACAUGCCUGAGGACAGUAAUAUGCCCCAACUUGAUGUGUGUUCCCCAAAAUGUUGGUUGGAACUGAAAACCCUCCCUCUGGGUCCCUUCAGAGAUGAUCUGGAUCCCUGACAUUGUCCUUUACAACAAGUAGGAAGCCAUGGAGCCCUGGAAAGAUCACCAGGAGGGAUGGUAAAGGGGAGGGCUUCAUCAUUUCCCUCUCAAUGCUUAUCAGAGAACCCCAUCCUCUGUAUUCUUUUAUUCCUUUCAUUCUGUUCUCUCCCUCCUACACACCGACAUUUACUGGGCACUGAAGAUGUAUUCAUUUGUAGCACGGUGAUAUGGGACAGAUUUGCCAACUCUGAGUAUCCUUUGGAAAAUGUGGUUCAGACUCUCUAAAAACACCUAAGAGUUGAAAUUUUAGAGGAUGGCAAUAUUGUCUGACCAGGUAAGUGGCAUCCUAUAGUAGCACCUUUGAAGAACAAAUUCACUGGGUAUGUUUUUUCUUUAAUCAUAUUUUCUUAUACUUGCCUUGGAUUCAAGACCCAAAGGAUCAAUCUCAUCCUAACAACUAGAAGCUAACAGAAGCUGGAGGGCGGGGGUGGGGGAGGAGUCUAUAGAGAAUCCCAGGAAAAAUAGAAAUCUAUAUUUUUAUUAGUAUGUUUGGUAUGAGGCAAUUCUUCAUUGUGAAGUUAAGAAGUUCAAAUUUAAAAGAAGGUGUUAUAAUUGUCUAAAACCAUUUUCUAAAGCAGGUUGCUGCUUCCUUAAGAUAUGAAUAGCUAUGACAAGGUUCUGUGGUCAUGGUUUUGGAUCACAGUGUAUGUCUGUCAUCCCUUGACAAGGGCUUUAGAAGCCAGCAGAGCACAAUAGCAUUUUAAAUGCUGUUUUAAGUUCUGCAGCAAAGAAACCAGCUUACCCAGCACUUCCCAAUCCCUCAGACCAUACCAUGGAAAUGAUAUUUUUGAACAAUAAAACAUAGAGAGAGAGAGUCCAUUUCUAGACCUCCAGAGAGGUCAGUGGUUCCUUACACCAGUUCCUUACACUGUCUGGUCCUGGGCAGGCCCAGCGCCCUCUCACCUAAGCCAUCUUGGUAAACACACACUUGCCACUGGGUGACCUGGCAGGUCUGACACUGCAGGUACCUGUGUUUGCUGACUCACAUCCCCACCCCAUUGCUCUGUACCCAGGAGCUGGCACCCAGGAACAUUCUAGUUUCUGCUUCCUGAGCAUUUGGCAGCGAUAUGAGCAAAGUCCUAGGGUCAGAUACAACUUCACAUUUCAGGAUUGUCAAUAAAGCCAUGACCACUAAGACUCGAUUUUCACAAGAAAAGUCCAGUCAAACUUCCGUAGACAUAUAAAGAAACAUCUGCUCCACCCAGGGACUGCACUCUGGUCAAUCAAUAGAACUGUUCCUUCCACCAAAUGGGUGCAUGUUGCCAUCUAGUGGAAACUAUGUGAAAUGACAAAAAUGCCUUUAAUUUCUUUUUCUUUCUUUCUUUUUGACUUUUUUGCCUGAUGUAUUUGUUACUCUCUUUCAAAAUUCCUGUUUCCAGCCAGUCUGUCUCUCUACCCUGGAACUACUCCAUGGGAAACUCCCUUGUAUUCUGAUUCCCUGUACUUUAGGACAGACCAUAGGAAGCUAAGGGGGAGUUGAAGAAGUCCCAUCUGACUGGUCACCAUUGUUCCAGUGUCCCCAUAGUCCUUGUGGGUCUUUGGAUUCUCAUUCCCAUGAAGUCCCCAACCUCAUCUACCACAGUCACUAUGAUGCCCACCUGGUGGCCCCAGUGAGCACUGUUAAGGUUUUCCUUGGCCCCAGCUAUUUCUUGUUCCUGCAGGGCCCUCUACUGUGGUGCUUCCUCCCCUCCCUUGGCUGAGUCCUCCCUGAGCACUCCAUCCAGCCUCCUGUUGGUGCCAAGCUGCCUCCUAGGGGGGCCCUAGUGGUUGAAGUUAGGUGCAUGGACUCCAGGAAGUUUCCUCACUAGCCAAAAUCUUAGGUCUCUUGAGCAAAGAACAAAAGAUCCAAGUGGAAAAGUCAUGAUCUUCUACCUAAGAGGCUGCUUGCUCACUGUGUGCUAGGAAAGUAUAGUUCAAAAUUGUCACUCUAAAAUAUUAAAGGAAUAAAACAGGCAAUGGAACUGCAUACACCCUGUGACCUCAAAUAUGCAAAACCAUCAGAAUCAUCGUCUGCGUGACAGUAGAAUAGACAUGUAUAGUAUCACAAUGUUAAUAGUGGGUAUUUUAAAAAUUCUUGGUACUUUCCAGUGUUCUUCAAAACUCCAACUUUUGAAAUUAAAACAAUGUUAUAUGAAAAGAAAACUCAAGUAUAUCCAUCUUCUGGGGAAAUUUUAUACCCUUGCAAAAGAUGGGACACUUGGCCAGCUGAAAACUGCCUUGUUCAGGGUGCUCUCUGCAGCAGUCUGGGUGGGUCAGGUGGGUGUGCAGAGCCCCCAGCUGGUCUUCUCUCCGCAGUGCAGAUGGGGAGUUUGUGGUGACCCACAUGACCACAGCGCACCUCUUCUCCAUGGGCACUGUGCACUGGUUGCCCCCGACAUUUACAGGAGCUCCUGCAGCAUCGACGUCACCUUCUUCCCCUUCAACCAGCAGAAUUGUAAGAUAAAGUCUGGCUCCUGGACCUAUGACAAGGCCAAGAUCUACCUGGAGCCAAUGGAGCAGACGGUGGACCUGAAGGACUACUGGGAGAGUGGCGAGUGGGCCAUCAUAAAUGCCACUGGCACCUACAACAGCAAGAAGUAUGACUGCUGCGCCGAGAUCUACCCUGACAUCACCUACGCCUUUGUCAUCCACAGGCUGCCGCUCUUCUACACCAUCAACCUCAUCAUCCCCUGCCUGCUCAUCUCCUGCCUCACCAUGCUGGUGCUGGUCUUCCACCUGCCCUCUGACUGUGGAGAGAAGAUCACGCUGUGCAUCUCCGUGCUGCUCUCACUGACUGGCGAGUACCUGCUCUUCACUAUGAUCUUCGUCACCCUCUCCAUCGUCAUCACCGUCUUCGUGCUCAACGUGCACCACAGCUCCCCCAGCACCCACAGCAUACCCCACUGGGUGCGGGUGGCCCUGCUGGGACAUGUGCCCUGGUGGCUGCUGAUGAACCGGCCUCCUUUGGAGCCACACAACUCCCCAGGCCUGAAACUUGGCCCAUCUUGUUGCUGGUUGGAGACCAACAUGGACGCAGAGGAGAGAGAGGAGGCAGAGGAGGAGGAGGAGGAGAAAGGCAGAUGGGUGUGUGCAGGCCGCCCAGCCCCCUCCAUGGGUAUCAUCUAUGGCCACAGAUGCCUGAACCCACAGACCUCAGGGCCCAGGGCCGAGGCUCCCUCUGGGGAGCCUGAGAUCUUGCUGUUGCCUUGCAUACAGAAAGCCCUGGAAGGUAUGCACUAUAUUGCUGACCACCUGCAGUCUGAGGAUGCUGACUCUUUGGUGAGAGAAGACUGGAAGUGUGUUGCCAUGGUCAUCGACAGGAUCUUCCUCUGGCUCUUUAUCAUCGUCUGCUUCCUGGGAACCCUGGGGCUCUUUCUGCCUCCGUUCCUGGCUGGAAUGAUCUGAUGGCAUGUCCCUUAUGUUGGCUCCAAGGCAGUCCUGCCAGCCAGCAAUGACCACCUUUAACUGCAGCUGCCUCUAGAGUUCCCUCUGGGCCAGCACCAUCUGCCUGCGGUGCUUCUGGGGAGAGAGCACCAGCUCUUAAGGUCUUCCUGGAGCACUCACUGUGAUGCUACUGAACUGGGAAUCUGCUGGACAGAAAGCCAGGUUUAGCAAGCAGAGGAGUUAGAAAAGAAGGAGGACCCUGCCCUUCAGAGGGGUGGGACUAGCACAAUGAUAAACAAUAUGGCCUUGAGGGAGGGGCACAUGGGGGAAGGGGAGGCUGCCUCAGGGGUGGAGGGUCUAUGAGCAAUGGUCUAGAUUUAAGAAUGAGCCCAAAGUUCCCAGGGGAACCCCCAGGCCAGGGUUGGGGAGGCUGGUAAUGCAGGUUGGGCUCUUUAAACCAGGCUGAGGAAGUAGUUCAGUGUGAGUUUGCAGGUCUUGGAGGUGUGUGGUGUAGCAGCCGAGGAACAAGGGACUUUACAGAAGGAGCAGGGAGCAAGUGUGGGGGGGGCAGUGGAGCGAGGCCUUCCCCUCCACCCAAAGCACCUUCAGCACACCCUGGGCUUCCCUGAGGCAUCAUGACUCCCUCUUCCUUGUAGAGAGGUAGCCAGAACUGAGAGCUGCUGCUGUGGGCGCCGUGUGCCCAUGAACCUGCAGUGAACAAACCGGGAAGGCCAUCCCUGGCUGUUCUUCCACAGUGUCCUGGUCCCUGUAGUCUGUGGUCAGCACACCUCUCUGGAGUUGGGGAUCUCUGCUUCAAGCUCCUUCAGUUCUGAACUCCUCCCAGCCAGGGACCCUUUAGUUUCUCUCUCCCUAGGACCUAGCACAGCACAGGGUGAGGGGCAUCGGCACUCCAUGUUGUGUGUGGUGGAGGGGAAACACUGAACAUUUUUGGCUCCAUGCCUGCUGGGUGAUGCCAGUGCCCUCAGGGUGUCCCUCCAGCCUGCCUUUCCUGUCCUCCCCAGAGCUUCACCAUGUCUGACCUUCUCUGGGCCAUUCUGUGCAGCUUGUUCUUGCUCUGAGGAAUGCAGAGCCUGGUGGGUUGAGCCUCUCCUGAGCUCUGUCCAGCCCCUGAGGGCAGGACCACAGUAGCCACCAGAGGUGUACACCAGGCUGUCCAGACAGUGUGGAGCCCCAAGCAGGAAGCAGAGUAGGGCAAACUGCUGACUCCCCUCCAUCUUGGGGUCCUGUCCUUCUGAACCUCCUCCUCCUCAGCACACAACACUCCUUCACACAUCUGGAAAGACCUACCUACCUGUGACCCUGGCCCAGGCCCUGCUCCUCAGUUCUCUCCUGAGACCCCCCCCCCACUCCAUGGCCCUCUGGCCUCAUUCCUCCUCUUUCUGUAGCCCCCACCCCCCACCCCCUGUCUCUCUGCCUAACUGAGGCUCCCAGAGGUGAUUUCCUGCUGCAGGGACAGCAUGGAGAUCUGUGUUGUUCAUGUUUUCUGUCCAUCCAUCUUGCAUGUGAGUAAAGUAGUUAAAUAAAGCCAAGUCUGCUGCUCCUUCA